Messenger RNA from Ceratitis capitata (Mediterranean fruit fly), 4311 nucleotides. RefSeq lists its product as uncharacterized. The record is from RefSeq and is a predicted model, not a curated record. The annotation marks the transcript as partial. Lineage: Eukaryota; Metazoa; Arthropoda; Insecta; Diptera; Tephritidae. Gene Ontology annotation, molecular function: oxidoreductase activity. The transcript has 14 exons.
AUUAAGAUUAUAAAUAAACAUUAUCUUUAUUUUCGGAAAAAAAACCUCAUGCACUUAGAAAACCACAUAAUAAAAGCGAUUUCACCGGAAGAUAUACAACACUUAGGAAGUGAAAACUUCAUUAGUUUGGAGAGUGAACACCAGGCUCUUGAUCACUUAAAUAGACUUUCCACUCAAUUAACUGUUGGCAACGCACAGAAUAAGAAGGCCUUGGACCUGCUCUUCCAACAUCCUUUGGAGCCGGUGUUCGCAACACGUGAUAACGGCAAGGCAAUACUCGAUGUGCCAGACAGUUUUUACACCGAGCAAUAUGCCGAAGUCAAGGAGGACAUACAAAAUCGUUUUGGCGAAGAGGUCGAUGUGAAGAUACCCAUUAAAGAUUUGCGACUGAAACCAAAUUUGGAUUUCACCAGCUUACUCACCAAACGCAGCCAGUUCUCACUCUUCUAUGCACCACAUCGACGCAUUGCCGCACAGUUGAUACAAUUGUUGCUGGAGCCCAACAACGAAGAGGAUUUCAUUGCAUUGGCUGCUUAUGUGAAGGAUCGUGUCAACGCUUUCCUCUUCCAAUAUGCCUUCGCCGUGGCUGUGCAACAUCGCAAGGAUACCGCUGGCUUUCAGGUGCCAGUGAUUGUAGAACAAUUUCCGAAGAACUUUGUUGAACCAUCAGUGUUUCAAGACGCACGCGCCGAGGGUAAAUUGGUACCUGACCCAGGUAAUCGGCGACGCAUCGAUAUUCCGCAAAACUUUACCGCCUCCGAUCGUGAAGAGGAGCAACGUUUGAGCUACUUCCGUGAGGAUAUUGGCGUUAACAGUCAUCACUGGCAUUGGCAUUUGGUCUAUCCCGGUUCGGGUCCCGAGGAAGUUGUGCGCAAGGAUCGGCGCGGUGAACUCUUCUACUACAUGCAUCACCAGCUGAUGGCACGUUAUAAUGUGGAGCGAUUCUGUAACGCUUUAGCUAAGCUGCAGCCUUUGAACAAUAUACGUGAACCCGUCGAUGAAGGUUACUUCCCGAAAAUAUUGUGCAGUCUCAAUAGUCGCACCUACCCGGGACGUGUGUCCAAAACGAAGUUAAAAGAUAUUGACCGUGAUGGACGUGUGUUAGAAUUGGCUGAUAUUGAGCGUUGGAUUAAUCGUGUAGUGCAAGCUAUCGAUCAAGGUUACGUAACAGAUUCUCGCGGCAACAACCUUCCACUGGACGAAGUUAAGGGCAUCGAUUUACUCGGCGAUAUUAUUGAGUCUUCCGACCUCUCAGUCAAUUCUGGCUUCUAUGGUGAUCUGCAUAAUCAGGGACACAAUGUCAUUUCAUUUUCACACGAUCCCGAUAAUCGCUUCUUGGAGGACUUUGGUGUUAUGGGCGAUGUUACAACUGCUAUGCGAGAUCCCAUUUUCUAUCGCUGGCAUGGUUAUUUGGACGUGCUUUUCAAUCGUUUUAAGGAGAAGUUGCCUCUCUAUGGGCCACAGGAGUUGGGUUAUGAUGGCGUGACUGUACAACGUGCUGAUGUGCGUAUCAUAAGCGCAUCGAAGAAUAUCAUAAACACACUGCUAACCUAUUGGGAAAAAUCCGAUGUAGACUUGGCUGCCGGUCUUGAUUUUGGACCAGGUGGUAGUGUUUAUGCGCUAUUCACACACUUGCAACACUCACCAUUCGAAUAUUUGAUUGAGGUGAAUAACAAUACUGGCGCACCGAAGCGAGGCACUUGCCGAAUUUUCCUCUGUCCCAUCACUGAUGAGCGUGGCACACCAUUAAGUUUGAAUGAGCAGCGUCAGCUUGCUAUCGAGCUGGAUAAGUUCACCGUGAACUUAAUGCCUGGCGUCAAUAAAAUCAAUCAAUCCUAUGACAAUUCCAGCGUGACCAUACCCUAUGAGCGUUCCUUCCGUCGCAUCGGCACCGGACACUUGCCAAAUGAUCCCCAGAAAUUAGCAGAAUUCCGUUUCUGCGGCUGUGGUUGGCCCGCACAUAUGUUAUUGCCAAAAGGUAAGCCUGAGGGUAUGCCAUUCGAGCUAUUUGUUAUGAUCUCUAACUAUGAAGGCGAUGCAGUGGUACAAAGAAAUAAUGCUCCCGAUGUUUGUGGUGAUGCUGCUUCAUUCUGCGGUCUCAAGGAUAAAUUGUAUCCCGAUAAGCGUGCCAUGGGUUAUCCUUUCGACAGGCGCUUACCAGCUGAUACAUUGACAGCAUUGACAGACAAUUUCAGUAACAUGAAGAAGACACCGAUCAAGAUACUCUUCCGUAAUGAGGUCGUCGAUAGGAAGCCAUUCCAAGUGCUCUUUCAGAGUCCACUGGAACCCAUCUACUCUUGUCGGGAUAACAGUAAAUGUAUAUUUCAGUUACCAGAUUCCUAUUACGCAGAGCAUGAACUGGAUAUAAAGGAGAUAUUGCAACAGCGCUAUGCAGAUAGCAAGCUUACAAAGUUUAUUAUAACUGAGCUGCCAACGAAACCGGAUCUCUCAUUUGCUAAUAAGUUGAGCAAAAGACAAAAUUUUUCACUUUUUAACUGGCAACACAAGGAGAUAGCAGGAAAGCUCAUUAGACUGCUCAUGGCAGCUGAUGACUUGGACAGCUUUCUAAGCUUGUGUGUGUAUGUCAGGCAUCACUUAAAUCCUAUGCUCUUCCAAUAUUGCUACUCUGUUGCCUUGCUUCAUCGCCCAGAGACACAAGGCAUUUGGGUGCCGCCCAUAGCGGAAAUAUUUCCAUCCAACUUUGUUGAACCUUCAGCAUUUCAAGAGAUGCGUAGGUCUUUGACACUGAAGGGGAUUAAGAAGCCCCGCAUCCAAAUCCCUCACAACUAUACCGCCUCCGAUCGUGAGUUCGAACAACGUUUGGCUUAUUUUCGUGAGGAUAUUGGCGUCAAUAUGCAUCACUGGCAUUGGCAUUUGGUUUAUCCGAAUAGUGGCUCAGCAGAGAUCAUCAAAAAGGAUCGACGUGGUGAACUUUUCUAUUAUAUGCAUCAACAGAUUUUGGCACGUUACAAUGCCGAACGUUUUAGUAAUAAAUUAGCCAAGACUUUACCGUUAAAUAAUUUACGUGAACCCGUCGCUGAGGGUUAUUAUCCCAAAUUACUCGAUCAUGCACAUCAGCGCACCUAUCCUGGACGGAGUAGUAAUCAACAGCUGCAGGAUGUCAACCGUGAAGACGCAACUAUAGAGAUCGCUGAUCUGGAGCGUUGGUGUGAUCGCAUAUUGGCAGCCAUCGAUCAGGGUUAUGUGGUGGAUCCCAACGGCGUGAAAUUUCAACUGGACGAGGUAUCCGGCAUCGAUAUACUAGGCAAUAUCGUUGAGGAGUCCGAUCUCUCAAUAAAUAAGCGCUACUAUGGGCAACUGCAUAAUAUGGGGCAUAAUUUAAUAGCCAGCGUGCAUGAUCCGGAUCAUCGGCAUAUGGAGGAGUUUGGAGUGAUGGGUCAUAAUAUGACCGCUAUGCGUGAUCCCAUAUUUUACCGUUGGCACACAUAUAUAGAUAAUAUUUUUACGAAAUAUAAGCGCCUGUUGCCGCCAUACGAUGUGCAACAACUCGGUUACGCUCAAAUCGAGUUAUGUGAAAUUCAAGUUCAGACACAAACACUGCAGGAACCCAAUCAGUUUGAGACAUUUUGGCAAAACUCUGAAGUUGACUUGGCGGCUGGCAUGGAUUUUGUCGCGGAUCAUGGUUUAUUUGCCUCUUUUACACAUCUACAGCACUCGCCUUUUGAGUAUCGGUUUGUGGUGGCAAAUAGAGGGGGACGUAUGAAGCGUGGCACUUGUCGCAUUUUCCUUUGCCCCAAGACUGAUGAACGCGGUAAGGCGCUGCGGUUGGAGGAGCAACGCUUAAUGGCUAUUGAAUUGGACAAAUUUACCGUUAAACUUUUCCCCGGCGAAAAUCAUAUCAAUCGUCUUUCCACUGAAUCAUCUGUGACUAUCGCUUUUGAACGUACAUUUGGGCGUACCAGCAAUAGAGACGUCCUCUCUGCGGUCGCGCCGGAGCUCAACACGCGUCUGCACUUUUGCGGUUGCGGUUGGCCUCACUAUAUGUUGUUGCCAAAAGGCAAAGCUCGCGGCAUGGAAUUCGAUUUAUUCGUCAUGUUAUCGGACUAUGCUGGUGAUGCCGUAGAGCAAGGAGAAGAACGUCUAUGUAACGACGAUGCGGCCUCAUAUUGUGGUCUACGUGACAAAUUAUAUCCCGAUAAACGUACAAUGGGAUAUCCUUUCGAUAGACGUUUACAAGCUGAUAAUCUUAAUGAGCUCGUUGAACAAUAUGGAAACAUGCAAAAAAUUGAUGUGACCAUCACAUUUAAGGACGAGAUAAAAGCGAGUAGUGAUGCAGCAAAAAUCGCAUAA